AUCGUUCUUUUAUCAAACACAUUCUCUCUUUUGUGUUUUGCAUCAUGAGAAUACAAUAAUCCAAAAACGCAUUUCCAAACACUUCCUUCCUAGUCUCAACAAAUAAACGCCGGCAAAAAAAUUGAACGGCGACUCUUGCGCUCUCUCUCACUCUCACACAUUAAUUAAUUUUAAGGUUAGAUUGCAGAUUACAAGUAAAAAAAGGCACAAAACAAUGGUGGACUGGUGGAUAUCGCUGGUCGGGGCAGCGGUUCCGGCAUUGGUGGCAGGUCAAGCUUUAAGAAUGAAAAACAGGAGAGCAGAAGAACAGAGAUUGAAGAGUGCUAGAGGUCGUGAGAAAAGCUCGGACGAUAUAUUCGUUUGUGAGAGGGUCUGCACAUCCAAAAGAAUGUUAAAGAAAGUUGGUGCCUUUUCUAAAGACCCGACUCUCGACACCUGUGUCACGGUUUGUGGUGUUUCAGAACUUGAUGCUUGUGCAGAUGCAUGUGCCCGAACUGUUUGUGUGAACCAGCAUCAAGUGCCAAACUGGAAUGAUAUUUGCUUGAAGAGAUGCCAAAGUGAGUGCCUAAAGCUCUCAAACUCUUCAGCUUUGUCUUCAUAAUAUGUGUUGUUAGCUAAAAAUUUAGUCUUUUGGUUUCUGUUGUGAUAUCAAACUUUGAUGGUCGAGUAAUGAUCUGAAUAUGAUGUCUGUCUUUUCAAUUCAA
Molecule: messenger RNA, 704 nt
Organism: Erigeron canadensis
Lineage: Eukaryota; Viridiplantae; Streptophyta; Magnoliopsida; Asterales; Asteraceae
Exons: 2
Coding region: 215-601 (128 amino acids)
Source: RefSeq, a predicted model, not a curated record